Messenger RNA from Aegilops tauschii subsp. strangulata, 1167 nucleotides. RefSeq lists its product as uncharacterized. Lineage: Eukaryota; Viridiplantae; Streptophyta; Magnoliopsida; Poales; Poaceae. The record is from RefSeq and is a predicted model, not a curated record.
GCGCGAGCGAGCCUAACGGUCAAAAUUGCCCAGACGAAGAUCGUGCAGCCCAAGGCCCAUAAAUACCUAUAAACCCCCAAAACGACUCCCCUUCUCCUUCCUUUCCGCCGCCUCCCCACCGCAAACCCCGACCAGCCCUAGGGUUCGCCGCCAUGCCUCAGGGAGAUUACAUAGAGCUUCACCAGAAGCGCCAUGGACGGCGCAUGGACUACGAGGAGCGCAAGCGCAAGAAGGAGGCGCGCGCCGUCAAGAAGAACUCCAAGGAUGCCCGCAAGCUACUCGGUGCCAAGGGCAAGAGGUUCGCCAAGAAGCGGUAUGCCGAGAAGGCGCAGAUGAAGAAGACCCUGAAAAUGCACGAUGAGUCUUCUUCCCGGCAGAAGGUUGAUGAUGAUGUUGAGGAGGGUGCCAUUCCUUCGUAUCUGCUGGAUCGUGAUCCGACACAGCGCGCCAAGGUUCUCAGCAACACAAUUAAGCAAAAGAGGAAGGAAAAGGCUGGCAAAUGGGAUGUUCCUUUGCCUAAGGUCAGACCUGUUGCUGAAGAAGAGAUGUUCAAAGUUCUACGCACUGGCAAGCGGAAAACCAAGCAGUGGAAGAGAAUGGUAACUAAAGCCACCUUUGUUGGCCCUGGAUUUACAAGGAAGCCACCAAAGUAUGAGAGGUUCAUCCGGCCUACUGGUCUGCGUUUCACCAAGGCUCAUGUGACUCACCCUGAACUGAAAUGUACGUUCAACCUUGAUAUCAUUUCUGUGAAGAAAAACCCAAAUGGUCCAAUGUACACUUCUCUUGGUGUUAUGACGAGGGGAACAAUUAUUGAGGUGAACGUUAGUGAACUCGGUCUCGUAACCCCUGCUGGAAAAGUUGUUUGGGGCAAAUACGCGCAGGUUACAAAUAACCCGGAGAAUGAUGGCUGUAUCAAUGCUGUCUUGCUCGUGUGAAGCUUUGAUACAAUUCUGGUUAAGGUGCUGAGUGCGCUGUUUGUAUCCGGUCUAACAAGGGCAGUUUUGUCGGUAUUGCAGUUCGUGCUUGUCUUUGGAAUAGACCCACUAUCUAGUGUAAUGUCAAGGUGGAACAGUCUUCUUCCCUUACUGACUAUCCUGGUGUAAGAUCUGAGCUAUAGAGCUGGCAAAUCCUUGAAUGGAAGCACCACAUGUCUUUUUUCUAUGUUCA